Rhodotorula toruloides NP11 is the source of this 843-nucleotide messenger RNA. RefSeq names its product NUDIX hydrolase domain containing protein. Gene Ontology annotation, biological process: diadenosine pentaphosphate catabolic process; adenosine 5'-(hexahydrogen pentaphosphate) catabolic process; diadenosine hexaphosphate catabolic process. Gene Ontology annotation, molecular function: bis(5'-adenosyl)-hexaphosphatase activity; diphosphoinositol-polyphosphate diphosphatase activity; bis(5'-adenosyl)-pentaphosphatase activity. Bases 1 to 843 code for a protein of 280 amino acids. Lineage: Eukaryota; Fungi; Basidiomycota; Microbotryomycetes; Sporidiobolales; Sporidiobolaceae. The transcript has 2 exons. Gene Ontology annotation, cellular component: nucleus; cytoplasm. The record is from RefSeq and is a predicted model, not a curated record.
AUGGCCUCGCCUCGCCCCGUCGCCGUCGCCAUCGUCAUUUGCUUCCCCUCCACUCCACAACACACGACCCCGUCCAGCAACGCCCCUCAAGAUGCGCCGCAGCCAGCUUUCCUGCUUGUUUCGAGUCGCAAAAAGAAGCACCUGCAUGUCUUCCCGAAGGGUGGAGUCGAGCAGGGCGAAACGUCGGAUUUCGCAGCUCAGCGGGAAUCCUGGGAAGAGGCCGGCUUGAAACCCAACUCGGCCGUCCAUCUCACCCACCUCCUCACCCUUCACGACCCGAGUCCUCACAUCCUCUCCCCUUCCACCGACCGCGAGUCGCCGUCCUUCGUCGCCAGCUGCCAGUACUCGUUCGAACUCUUCCUCCUCCCGCCUCCCGAGACCCGCGCGGACCGAUCGACUCAUGACGCACCUUCGCACGACGAGGCGAAUGCGGACGAUACCGCCGCUCUCGCCGACUCAGCCUCGCUCUCGACAUCCGCAACCUCAUCCGUCUCGUCCAUCUCCUCCGCUCCCUCGUCGGCAUCCUCCAGCGCCCCUUCAGGCCACCCUCUCUCCUCUUCCGCCGAACCCAUCGAAUCCGCCUCGUCAGCUCUGACAGAACCCUACUCCCUCGCCUACCUCUCGCCAACAUGGCCCGAGUCGACCGAACGGACACGGAUAUUCCUGUCGGGCUGGGACGAGCUCGAGAAGACUGUUUGUUGGGGACGGAGAGAAGACGUGAUGCGACAGGCCGUGCGGAGCGCGAAGGAGUGGGUCGACGACUGGUGGAAGCGGACUGGCGGGCGGAUAGAGGACGCUGAGAUGUCGAACGGCGUGGAGGAAGACGAGGACGAGCGGAUAUGA